GGUCCGUGGGGGGCUAUGGCGGUCAUGCUCCCGUCCCGGGCCGCGCUGCGGGCCUCAGGGCUCCUCCGCUCGGCAGCCACCGCACCCCGCACCGGGGCCGCCUGCAGAGCAUGCUGCGGGCCGGGGGAGCGGCCGGUGAGACGCGGGACAGCGCUGCCCGCGGGGCCGGACCUGAGGCACUUCCUGAGGGGCUCCGACAGGGGGGAGCCGCCCCCCGGGCAGCAGCCGCCCCCCGGUUCUGCCCCCGGGACCGGGAAAGUGUACCUGGAGACCUAUGGCUGCCAGAUGAAUGUCAACGACACAGAGAUUGCCUGGAGCAUCCUGCAGAGGAAUGGCUACACCAGGACAAAGGACCCGGAGGAGGCAGAUGUGAUCCUGCUCCUCACCUGCUCUGUCAGGGAGAAGGCAGAGCGGGGAAUCUGGACCCGCCUGGGGCAGCUGAAGGCGCUGAAGGGGCGGAGGCAGCGGGCGGGCGUUCCCCUGCGCAUCGGCAUCCUCGGAUGCAUGGCCGAGAGGCUGAAGGAGGAGAUCCUGCACAGGGAGAAGUUGGUGGACGUGGUGGCGGGGCCCGAUGCCUACCGGGACCUUCCCCGGCUGCUGGCUGUGGCUGAGUCUGGCCAGCAAGCUGCCAACGUCCUCCUCUCACUAGAUGAGACCUAUGCAGAUAUCCUGCCUGUCCAGACGAGUGCAGGUGGCACCACAGCAUUUGUCUCCAUCAUGCGUGGCUGUGACAACAUGUGCAGCUACUGCAUCGUCCCCUUCACCCGUGGCCGGGAGCGGAGCCGCCCCAUCGCCUCCAUCCUGCAGGAAGUGAGGAUGCUCUCGGAUCAGGGAGUGAAGGAAGUGACCCUUUUGGGUCAGAAUGUCAACAGCUUUCGAGACAUGUCUGAGGUGCAGUUCCAGUCAGCUGCUGCCCCAGCCCUCAGUCAUGGCUUCAGCACAAUCUACAGAGCCAAGCCCGGGGGCUUGCGCUUUGCACACCUGCUGGACCAGGUUUCUAGGAUUGAUCCAGAAAUGAGGAUCCGUUUCACCUCUCCACACCCCAAGGAUUUUCCUGAUGAGGUCCUGCAGCUCAUCCAGGAGCGACACAACAUCUGCAAACAGCUGCACCUCCCAGCCCAGAGUGGGAGCACACGGGUGCUGGAGGCCAUGCGCCGAGGGUACACGAGAGAAGCAUAUUUAGAGCUUGUGCACCACGUGCGUGAGUCCAUCCCAGGGGUGAGCUUAAGCAGUGAUUUUAUUGCUGGCUUCUGUGGGGAGACAGAAGAAGAUCACCAGCAGACUGUGUCCUUGCUGCGGGAGGUGCGUUACAACGUGGGGUUCCUGUUUGCCUACAGCAUGAGACAGAAAACCCGGGCCCAUCACCGCCUGCAGGACGAUGUCCCCGCGGCCGUGAAGCGGCGGCGCCUGGAGGAGCUGAUUGCUGUGUGCAGGGAGGAGGCUGCCAGGCUGAAUCAGGACAUGGUGGGACAGUCCCAGGUGGUGCUGGUGGAGGGGCCCAGCAAGCGCUCUGCCUCCGAGCUGUGUGGGAGGAAUGAUGGCAACACCAAGGUGAUCUUCCCUGAUGCUGAGAUGGAGGAUGCUGCGGGCUGCAGGGCGCUGGUCAGAGCCCAGCCAGGGGACUACGUGCUGGUGAAGGUGACCUCUGCCAGCUCUCAGACCCUCAGGGGUGUUGCGCUCUCUCGCACUGCCCUCUCCCACUCUGCACCUUCUCACUGAGCUGUCUGCUGGGGAAGAGGUGGGCAGAAGCAGCAUGUUUUGUCCAGGAGGAAACAAGAAGUUUUGUCAGGUGGAGAUGGGGUGUAGACAGGGAGAUGUGUGUAUAUGAAAAUAUAUAUUUAAAUAAUAAAAUAGAUUCCUGUUUUGGUAACAACUCGUCCCCCAUAGAU
Molecule: messenger RNA, 1889 nt
Organism: Calypte anna (Anna's hummingbird)
Lineage: Eukaryota; Metazoa; Chordata; Aves; Apodiformes; Trochilidae
Gene: CDK5RAP1
Product: CDK5 regulatory subunit associated protein 1
Exons: 13
Coding region: 16-1719 (567 amino acids)
Biological process (GO): tRNA modification; negative regulation of cyclin-dependent protein serine/threonine kinase activity
Cellular component (GO): cytosol; mitochondrion
Molecular function (GO): tRNA-2-methylthio-N(6)-dimethylallyladenosine(37) synthase activity; 4 iron, 4 sulfur cluster binding
Source: RefSeq, a predicted model, not a curated record